CCAUUCCGGAUGGUACGAUAAGCGAAAGGUGAGAACAAAAAUUGAGCGACUUUAAUGUUAAUGAGAGAGCAAAGGUGUCUACGAUAUAUAUUUGAAAGCUAUUUCGUGGCUUCUUUCGGAGAGGAGCCACCUAAUCAGAAUUCGCUUGAAAUGGAAAUUCAAUGCAUGCGGGGACCGUUCAGACACGUGAAAAACCCGUGAAGAGAGACAUGUUUUUGACACAGCAACAGAUGAGACAGCUGUCUACCAUCAUUGGUUUUAGUCGAACUAGUCAAAACAUUGUUGAAGUCGGAUCCGACUCUCACAUUUUYAUCCUCCCCUCCCUCUAACACAAACAAACAAUGUCAACUUGGCAUCCUUUCGCGAUUUCUCGUUAAACUCUGUUUCUAUACGCAGCAUCGAACAACGAGGAGGAACGGUAUCUUUGCACAGCAAAGGAGAGGGAAAGCCGCCCACCCAUUCUAAACUYUCUCGGGCUGUGCCGUGGAUUCAUUAGUGACAGAACAAACYCAAACCAGGCCUACUCAUAGUUUGUUGUCAUGUCGCCUUCCAACGCCAAGAAAUCUCUCGAGGGAAACCCUGCUACGUUCGGGCAUAUUCAACAACCGUUGCUCAAAGCCGAUGUCAGCAAUAKUAUWWGCAGCAGUGGAAACACCGCCGACGCUGCAUAUGAAGAAGGAAGACGCAAACCAUCGGGAAGCACUGAUUCAAACAUUCCUUCAAAUGUAACGGGGGAGGGAAAGGUCUCGAAUUCCGAGGUAGAUCRCAGUGUUUCUGAAGCUGGCACCUCAAAGGCGACACUCGGUACGCAAUCGAACAUCUUGCCAGUUUCCAAUACUCCUUCAYUAACUUCGCCUCCCAAUGACAGGCAAGAAAUUCCUUUAGAAUCAAGCGYAAUCGAGUCCUCAAUACUAGGAUUUCCUGAAGUUUUGUCUGUUGCCAACAAAUCGGAAGGAGCGAUGCCUAUCAAACCAAARCCUCCUCUCUCAGUAAUCAAAGUGGCCGAUGCUGUUGCAUCGGAAGGAACCAAAAAAUCCCCAACGAACAAUUCGUCAACCACAGCUCUUAUUCUCCCGACAAAAAGCACAGAUCGAACUGUCGGUGSUCCUUCUACAAAAAGCAAGGGAACAGCCCGCCGGCGUGGUAAAUGGACAAUAGAAGAAGAGGAAUACGUCGCAAGAGUGAUACAAGACUUCAAUUCCGGUUAUCUGAAUGCACCAGCUGGCUACACUCUCCGAAGCUAUUUAUCAGACAAGCUCCAAUGCGACCCAAUGAGGAUCACCAAAAAGUUUACUGGUGAAUCUUGUAUAGGAAAAAGGGUUUUCCACCCUGCUGUGCGGAAUGCUACAAAUGCAGCAGCCAUUGAYAAGGCCCAGGUGCGUUCUAUAAAAUAAUUGUUGCGUCGAUUUCCUGCAAURACUGCUAACUCCUUUGUCUCUGUUUCAACUUAUUGAUUCUUCUCUGGUGAAACAGUCUGAACUUGAUGCUCUCGAGAGAAG
Molecule: messenger RNA, 1499 nt
Organism: Pseudo-nitzschia multistriata
Lineage: Eukaryota; Bacillariophyta; Bacillariophyceae; Bacillariales; Bacillariaceae
Source: the annotation of a GenBank genome assembly